UUGACUCUUCCACUUUUUAUUCACUUUUUACGACCAAGACUAUGGCAACUGAAACCCAACUCUCAGUACUAACACUUAACUGCUGGGGCCUUAAAUUUAUCGCCAAAGAUCGACAGGAUCGCUUGACAGCCAUUGGCCGCUAUCUCGCAGAUCCCGCACGCAGCUAUGACAUUGUUGGCUUACAAGAGGUCUGGGUAUAUGAUGAUUACUUACGUAUCAAGGACCUUGUCCGAGACACUUUUCCUUACACGAAACAUUGGUACUCAGGGGUCCUGGGUUCUGGGCUGGUGAUUCUAUCAAGAUUUCCAAUUGUGAAUACAACGAUGCGUAGAUUCGCAUUGAACGGCGACCCAUUCAAGUUUUAUCAUGGAGAUUGGUUUGUUGGCAAAUGUUUUGUUAGUGCCAUUGUCAUGCAUCCAACAUGUGGUGAAAUUGAGGUCUUCAAUACUCAUCUUCAUGCGGGAUAUGAUAAAGUAGGCACCCCGGAUUCUUAUCUAGGUUGCCGUGUUGGUGAAGCCUGGGAGAUGGGGUCUGUUGUCAAAGCUGCUACGACUCAGGGUCGCCAUGUUAUUUCGUUAGGUGACUACAAUAGUGCACCUAACAGUCUGGUUGUACAACUCCUGACCAAGAGAGGAGGCUUGACGGAUUCAUGGAACAAAAUCCACCCUGAACCUCGCAACCCAAUUCCUAAAGGCCUCACACCUGAAGAAGGCGUUUCUAUCAUGGGCGUAACCUGUGAUACUCCUCUUAAUACAUGGUCAAAGCACACUUGGCUCAACUACUUAACCAACGACCCCAUUGGUGAACGGCUCGACUAUAUCUUUUACAAAGAGACCCCAGAGAUGAUAUGUAACUCCGUCGAAGUUGCAGUUCGUGAACAAGUCUCUGGAAUUGGAGCAUCCAACUCAGGUGUCAAAAACUAUAGUGACCAUUUCGGCGUUCAUGCUAAAUUCUCUAUCAAGCCUGCUGUCUAUCAUUUUCAGGAUCGGGUUUUGCCAGAUGCUUCAGUAUAUGCACAGGAUAAUGUAACCACCCUUCCGUCGGAUGCCUUAACUAUCGACACUCUGGAAGAGAUUCUAUUAAUUUUGAAGCAGCAUAGCAACAAAGCCAAGGCUCGGUCAAAACUCGAGUUGACGGUCAUUGUGCCACUGGCUUUGAUUGUAACCUUUGGUUUGAUUAUCGCCUUUUUCUGGAUUCAACCUCGCUGGGUCGCAUUCAUUAUGGCGCUGAUCCUCAGUGCAUUUUCUUCUGGCUGGAUUGUACAUUUCCUAUAUGGUUUCCUGUACGGAGGAGAGACUGCUUCUUCCUUUACAAACACGAUCCAGGAGGUCCAGACUGUUUUGGACUACAAGCUUCUGACUGAGCAUGGCUCGAAUUCCGUCAAUGGAAUGUCAAGGGGUAGCAGCAACACUCGAUAUAAUGCUCAUAGUCACCGACAAAGUCUUUUGCAAAAAUGAGGCAACUCUGCUCUCCCCUUUAGGACGUUGGGAGAGGGCGCAAUUCGACUCACUUGAUACGAAAGAAAUAGGAAGCACACUCCACUAGUCUAAUAUGUGAUCAUCAUAAUACCCAGUGAUAUAUUUUAUUUUGUAUCUGUUCCGAAUUUAUUAUUUCUUCAUUCUGGUAUGUGUUGAUGCCAACUUUUUUUUUUAGUAUAGUGUUGCAAAAAAGACCUUAGGUGUUGUCUAAGCUUGAUUUCUGGACCUCUCUACUUCAGAUACUUUCAGCUCUGCAGCAGCCAAAAGUCCAUCCCAAGAUAAGAACACUUCCGACAAUGUAU
Lobosporangium transversale is the source of this 1780-nucleotide messenger RNA. Its product is annotated as Endonuclease/exonuclease/phosphatase. NCBI's taxonomy places the organism in Eukaryota, Fungi, Mortierellomycota, Mortierellomycetes, Mortierellales, Mortierellaceae. The coding region runs from base 42 to 1457 and encodes 471 amino acids. The transcript has 4 exons. The record is from RefSeq and is a predicted model, not a curated record. Gene Ontology annotation, cellular component: cytoplasm. Gene Ontology annotation, molecular function: sphingomyelin phosphodiesterase activity.